GCGCAGGCAAGCAAGCGGCCGCCGUGCACAAUGUGCGCGGUCGUGCUGCUGGAUCUCCCACACGCCUGCCGCUGCGGGUGCACUGAUCGGCUGCUGCGCGAGGAGGCCGCAGCGCACGCGCACUUAUUUGUGCUGCUCGGCGGCUGUGACGUCACGGACACGCCGGUGUUCGCGUACGGGGACGCGCAUUUACUGGACUCGCGCUGCACGGCCGAGAGCAUAUACCGGCUAAAGCGGGCCGCAGACGACCUGGAUGUGCACGCGCUGCGCGUCAUCACGAGUGAGCGGGGUCGAGAGCGGCUGCUUCGGUACGAGCAGCUGCUUUUUACGGCUCUUUACCACUUCACCUACAGGCUUGGAUGUCCCCGCCCUGGCCACACGCACUCACCUGAUGAGGAGGAGGAUGACGUCAGUUCCUUUCUGCACACACUUCCGGCGCUGGGCGGGCCCGUUAGACUGCUAACGUCAUCGCUGAUCCCAGAUUGUUUUGGCCAUGGUUUCAGCACGCGUUCAGGGGGCGUGUCCUACAUUCCCUCCUUGUCCUCCUUGAACUUGUUCAGCAGCAGCAAGAGGUGUGAUCCCCCUGCUGUGGUUCAGGAGAACAGACGGCGGCUGGCACUCCACGCCGGUUUCCACCCGCGCCACCUCCAUCUGCCGAAGGUCAAGCAUUCCAGCCAGGUGUGGAUCAUUGGUGAACCUGAGCCAGAGAACUAUGACGCCAUCGUGACCGAUCGGCCGGGGAAAGUAGUCGCCGCUCCGGGAGCCGACUGCAUCCCAAUCAUCUUUGCUGAUCCUGUGUCGAAGGUGGUAGGCGUUGCUCACGCAGGAUGGAGAGGAACCCUGAUGGGGGUUGCUAUGGCAACAGUGGAGGCCAUGGUGAUGCACUUUGGGUGCCAGGCCAGGAACAUCCUGGUGGUCCUGGGACCAUCGGUGGGGGCGUGUUGUUUCACGCUGGAGAAAGCGCAGGCGUCAAACUUCCAUCGGGACUGCGUUACUGAACCCCAGUCAGCCAGGCCGCAUGUCAACAUCCGCCUGGCCAACAGGCUCCUCCUCCAGGGGGGCGGGAUCCUGCCAGAGCAUAUCCAUGAUGACACGGUGACGGACAGGUCGCGCGUGACGCCGUGCACUUCCUGCCACCCCAAUGACUUCUUCUCACAUGUCCGAGAUGGACCCAAUUUUGGCACCCAGGUGGGCUUUGUGUGGAUCAAGGAGAUGGAAACAUCCCACUGACCCAGGAGGGUGUCUUCUUUUAAGGACAAAUAUAGGAACAUAAUAAUAAUAAUAAUUCGAAACAUCCAUAUACAAACCUUCACAUGUUUUAUUCAAUGUCACUGUCCAAAUUCUUCUGCUGACAAACAAAAUAAAGUUGAAAUGAU
This is a messenger RNA of Doryrhamphus excisus (bluestripe pipefish), 1376 nucleotides long. It is a transcript of the gene lacc1, whose product is annotated as laccase (multicopper oxidoreductase) domain containing 1. Gene Ontology annotation, molecular function: copper ion binding. The record is from RefSeq and is a predicted model, not a curated record. Lineage: Eukaryota; Metazoa; Chordata; Actinopteri; Syngnathiformes; Syngnathidae.